GUACAGAGACGAGUUCGGUAGAUGACGGACACUCAUGAAGAAACUAGCAACAUAGUGUAUGACAUUCAGUUCGUGCUUUCGUGACAGCAGGAUGCUGGUCUGGAGGAGAUCUUGCUCAGUCUGGACCAUCGCCCUCAUGCUGAUAACGUGGGCGAGUCAUGGAGUGGCAGACUGCAACUGUAAAAAAGUCGGAGCCCCCUCGUCCCCGAAAACCCUCUCGCGGGCCAGCCGAUCCACGGUCGAAGUUCCAUCAGCAGAGAAACUCGCGAGCAGAUUCGGAUUGGGCCCGGUAGCUGAUGGUCACUGGCGACAAGAACAAAAACAGGAGGAUGGCUCCGUCAGAGGUCGUUAUGGAUACACAGAUCCCAGCGGUCUUGUGAAAAUCGUCGAAUACUUCGCCGAUGACAGCGGGUUCCAUGUUCUCCACGUGAAAACACAAGCGCCAAAGCAUCAAGUCGACUCGGAUAUUCACCACGAUACGUUCAGCCCGUUCCUCGGCGUCGUUCCACCAUUCGUUGCGAGGAGUCGCAACCAACACCAGCCUGACAGGAUGGAUUUCCCGAUUAACGAAAUCUAA
Messenger RNA from Galendromus occidentalis (western predatory mite), 577 nucleotides. RefSeq lists its product as uncharacterized. Gene Ontology annotation, cellular component: chitin-based extracellular matrix. The coding region runs from base 59 to 577 and encodes 172 amino acids. The transcript is spliced from 2 exons. NCBI's taxonomy places the organism in Eukaryota, Metazoa, Arthropoda, Arachnida, Mesostigmata, Phytoseiidae. The record is from RefSeq and is a predicted model, not a curated record. Gene Ontology annotation, molecular function: structural constituent of chitin-based larval cuticle.